AUGUACGCUGAUGACCUGUGCUUUGUGGCAGACACUUGUGAGGGUUUGCAGGCGCUAAUAAGUUGCCUCAACGACGUUUGUUGUAAGUUUGGUCUUUCAAUAAACGUCAAGAAAACCGAAGUGAUGGCUAUGAACAUAGACGAACAGUUGUUAGUUCCUGACUUCUUAAUCGGCAACAGCAAACUGAAACAAGUGGAGAGUUUUAAGUAUUUGGGCAGCAUAGUCACACAUAAAGGGGAUCUUGAUGCAGAAGUGGAUCAGAGAAUAUGUGCAGCAGCAGCUGCUUUUGGCAAACUGCAACCCAAAGUUUUCCGCUCGCACGAUCUCAAGUCAAUUCCGAUACCGGACGGCCUGGUGAUGGACCCAAUGGCGCCCACAGCACUCGCAGUUCCAAAUCAGCUGAUGGGUCGCAUAGGCAGUGGGCUCAGCAUCCUUAGAGAUCACGGCAAAAAAUUUCAAAAGGCAAUUUGUGAUAUAAGAAAGUGCGAUAUAUACUACUUAUAUAUGAUCAUAAGCAAUAUGUGUGACUCUUCAAUAAUGACUGAAGUGCAUGAAGAUUUUGCUGCAGUCGUGACAUACCUACUGAAGAAUAGGAAGUUUGAAGUUCACAGAAAAACUUGGUCUUCAAUCGUAAAUAUAGUGUUGAUUGAAGCCAAAGAUUUACCAGACGCGCCUGCCAAUGGCUCCAGCGGUCUUUAUUGCAAAUUUAAACUAGGUAAUGAAUCUCACAAAUCGAAACAAGUACAUAAAACAAAACCAAUAUGGCGAGAACGAUUCAAUCUAUAUCUCUAUGAAGAUAACGCUUUAGAGGUCAACGUCUGGCACAAAACAAAACAAAAAAACUUUAUGGGCAGAUGCGUAAUCGAUCUCUCACAACUAGAAAAGGAGAGAACACACGAUAUAUGGCAGAAGUUAGAAUGUGGUUUUGGUUCAGUACACCUACUAGUCACGCUCAGUGGAUCAGAUAGGUGUGUGCCUCCCGACAACGUACUAACUACGACGAAUGGUAUCCAAAAAGACGCACCUACAGAUGACAAAUUCCUAUGGUACAGACUGAAUAAUAUAAGCGAAGUUGGACAACUGUCAGUCACAGUGCACGGUGCAAGAGGCUUAAGUGCUUUGAACAUCAGUGGCAAUGUUAACGCGUUUUGCAUAUUAGAGCUUGACAAUGCAAGAAUACAAACGCACACUAUACGAGGUACUUCAGAACCUAAUUGGAAUAAAAACUUUACGUUCGGCGUAAAGGAUGUCACCUCCGCUCUAGAUAUUACGGUAUACGAUGAGUCAAUAUUACAAUCCAUGAAGGGUGAGAAUAUUGGUAAAGUAUCAAUACCGCUCUUAAGGAUAAGUAACAAUGAAAAGAAAUGGUAUGCUCUCAAGGACAGAUCGAAACGACAUAGCGCGAGAGGUAACUGCCCGAGGAUUCUAUUGGAGAUGUCACUUGUAUGGAAUCCCAUAAAAGCAUCAUUGCGAGUAUUAGGUCCAAAGGAAACGAAAUACGUUCAAAAACCAGCGAAAUUCGAUAUACCACUCAUAUACAGCAAUCUUGUGUUUAUUAAGGAUAUAUUUAAAGUAUUUCAAACCGGAAAUGAGCAUUUGAAGAGGUUAUUCGAAUGGGAGAAUCAGGAAAUUUCAGCCGCGGCGCUGGUCGGGUGGCUCAUCUUUUGGUAUUUCUUCCGAAUGUGGAUGACCCCUCUUUUGCUGGCUUUACCCUUCGCACAUUACUGGCUCUUGCAGAGAAACAACAAUAGCCAGAUUCCCAUACAGCAAAUAGACGAGGUAGACAAUAUAGAGGAGGAACCGGAAGCAAAGGAUGACAAAACGAUAAAAACUCGCCUCAACGAGCUCCAAGAUCUCACUUUAACAAUCAAGAAUGGCAUCGAUUAUGUAGUUUCAUUGCUAGAAAGGAUAAACAACUUGGUGAACUUUAGUGUGCCUUAUUUGAGCUACUUGGCUGUUAUAACUCUCGUAGCUGCCUCAUUUGCCUUCUACUUUAUCCCCGUAAAUUAUUUAUUUAUGGCAUUAGGUAUUAUUAAGUUUACACGAAAGUUCUUGAACCCGAAGAGAGUGCCGAACAACGACCUUCUAGAUUUCAUAUCUAGAGUUCCAGAUAAUGAGAUUUUGAAACAAUGGCGAGAGCUAAAAGUUCCUGAACCAACAAUGAAUCACCAGAUCGAUCCAGCAAAAAGUAGA
Molecule: messenger RNA, 2193 nt
Organism: Brenthis ino (lesser marbled fritillary)
Lineage: Eukaryota; Metazoa; Arthropoda; Insecta; Lepidoptera; Nymphalidae
Source: the annotation of a GenBank genome assembly